GUUGCAUUUCAUCAAAUGGCCAUUAUAUUUCUGUCGCCAAAAGUAGAAUACACUUGUUUAGAUAACAGUAGUAAUGACACGGAUAUUUGCCCAUGUUCCUCCCCAGAAUAUGAUAAAUCAAUUUUCACUAAUACGAUUAUAAUGGAAUGGGAUUUAAUAUGCGACCGGAAAUGGUUGACCAGUUUCACACAAACAUUGUUUCAACUGGGAACUCUUUCCGGCAGUGUUAUCUUUGGAAUGGCUUCUGAUAGGUUUGGAAGAAAAAAACCAUUGUUAGCAGCAGUUGUCAUUCAAGUUUCUAUGGGAAUUAUAGCCGCAUACGUUCCAGAUUUUUGGACAUUUACAUUUAUUCGAUUUUUAGUGGGAAUGUCCGUUGGUGGCACGAUGGUGACUGGCUUUGUGAUUGUUAUGGAAUUUGUAGGAACAAAAUAUCGUGAUAUUAUUUCAGCACUUUAUCAAGUUCCUUUCAAUUUGGGGCACAUGCUCCUGCCGGUAUUUGGAUAUUAUAUUCGAGAUUUUCAACAAUUUCAAUUUGCUAUUUCCGUACCGGUGAUUAUUCUUUUAUUGUAUUUUUUCAUUUUACCCGAAACUGCAAGAUGGUUAAUAGCCGUUAAAAGGACGGACGAAGCAAUAGUAAUUUUAGAAAGAGUAGCUAAAGUAAACAAUCGCCCUACCGAAAACAUCAGACGAGACGUUGAAAUGUAUCAGGAAUCAUUGGAAAAGUCUCAACUUAAGAAAGGAAAUAUAUUAGAUCUAUUUCGUACUCCGAAUCUUCGAAAGAACAUCGCCGCAAUGUCGUUUAACUGGCUGACAUGCAGUUACUGUUUUUAUGGUGUAUCACAGUACGUCGGACAGUUAAGUGGAAAUGUUUUCAUCAACGUGGCAGCUAGUGCCAGCGUCACUUUACUUGGAACUUUUGCAUCUAUACCACUAAUGAAAAUUUUAGGCAGAAAAACAAUUUUAAUCGUGUUUAACUUCAUAUGUGCGCUGUGCCUAUUAAUCUUAUCCGUCAUUCCUGAAGGUGUAGGAUCUGUGAUAUGCGCUAGUAUUGGAGUAGUGGCCAGCUUCAUUGUGUUCGUCGUAGUGUACUUAUAUUGUACAGAAUUAUUUCCAACAGUAGUAAGGAAUGCUGCUAUUGGCUUUUCAUCAAUGAUGGCAAGAGUGGGUUCGAUGUUAGCACCCUUUGUAAUAGAAUUAAGAGAUGUUGCUAUAUGGAUGCCACCAGUAGCCUUUGCUAUAUUUCCACUUGUAGCGGCGUGUAUAACGUUUGUUCUUCCCGAGACUAAAGGUUGUGAGCUAAUGACUACUAUAGAAGAAGGAGAACAAUUCGGAAAAAAGUCAUCAUCGGAUAAAAAGGGUUAAAACGUAAUGAUAAUAAUUAAGUUAGAUAUUAGAUAAAUGUAAAUAUGUAUUUUAUUAUUAAAUGUUGUUUUCCUGAUCAUGUGCAAUAUAUUUAAAGCGCGAAUUAAUACAUACCUACCUACAAAUGGAUAAGACUUUUUAACAUUUUUUGUUUUAACUCAUAUGAAAAAAAGCCAACACAUAAAUGAGGUAUAUUCCAUUUAAAUUUAAAUACAUUAAUUUUAUGAUAUUCAAUUAGGGUUAUCACAUAAUAUUUUUAAAUGCAGGUGGUAACAGAUUUCAAAUUCCGAGAUGUUUUGUAAUUGCAUGACUACAUAAAUUCGUGACGCAUUAAAUCUACAACUAUUCCUUCUAAUAAAACCAUAACCAGA
Melitaea cinxia (Glanville fritillary) is the source of this 1733-nucleotide messenger RNA. Its product is annotated as organic cation transporter protein-like. The transcript has 3 exons. Bases 16 to 1362 code for a protein of 448 amino acids. Lineage: Eukaryota; Metazoa; Arthropoda; Insecta; Lepidoptera; Nymphalidae. Gene Ontology annotation, biological process: transmembrane transport. The record is from RefSeq and is a predicted model, not a curated record. Gene Ontology annotation, molecular function: transmembrane transporter activity. Gene Ontology annotation, cellular component: membrane.